CUUCUUUGAGCUGCAACGCUGAAACAAUUCCCAGAAAGUUAAAACAAUACAGCGUUUCUGUGUUAGUCUGCUUAUCAGUCUUUUAUGUAUUUAUUUUAAGAACAUGGGGAAUGGAGCCAGUAUUAGAGUUCGACCAGAAUUUAAGAAUGUGGCAAAUGCUGCAUCUCUCAGCAGAGGGAGCAUUGUGUCCAACAUUGUAUCGCAAACCCCUAGAAGUAAUAAAGAUAUGAGAGAGUGUAUUGAGAACACACAAGCAGCUUACAUCACAGCACUAGAAGAACUAAAACAGCAGUUAAAAGAAACUGAAGACUGUGGAAAAAGGCUGGAACAUCAGUUAGCAGAAGCUAACGUGACCAAUAUGGAGAUUUCUGCCCAAAAGACAGGGCUGGAGGAACAAUUAGAAAUUCUGAAAAACAAAAGAUCAUCCAUGGAUGUGUUUGAAGGCAGUGUCAAUGACAUCGACAAGCACGUUCAACGGUUAGAAGCAGAAGUUAAAGAAUCCCAAGAACACAUUACUAUUCUGAAACAGAGAAAUAAAAGAAAAGUGAAAAAGCUCCAAACCGAAUUGGUCCAAGCAAAACAAGAGGCUGCGCUUGUGGCUAUAGAAAUGAAAGAGAAGAUUCAAAGUAUAGAAGAGAGACACUCCACCAGAGGCAAGGAGAGGUCAUGCCAUGUGGAGUCUGAAUUCAGUUCUGGAGAAAAAAAUCGACUUUGCCUCAUCCUUGAGCUGUCUAGCCAGGUGUCACAACAGCAGGCAUCAAUAAAUCGCCUGGAAGCAGCCUUGGAGCAGAAAGACGUGAAGCUUAAAGAACUGGAAGCAGCUCAUGCAAUAUUGGUGCAUGCUGCCGAAUGCAAUAAACUAUCAUCAUCAAAACAGCCUGGUAGUGGGCCCAGUUCUGAGCAUCGAAGAGCAAGACUUUUGCAGAACAGCUCAGUUGAUGCAAUGCUGUCAGCUGAAGACAAACCACCCAGUGGUAAAAUUAUGGAACACAACUCUGCCUUGGGACAGAAGCUAAUGCAAGGAUCAAUCUUAAAACUGAAUGAAAACUUUGGACUGGAGAAGAUGCAAUGCUCUGAGGAAAUGAAGAGCCACAGAACUGGGUCUGCUACUUCUACAGAGAGUGGAGUGUCCAUGACAGUGUGUGAGACAGAACCCCUGGAAGAUGCCAAUUAUGAACCAAUGCAAACCUUUUAGGAAUGUAGUAAAAAAAAAAAACAACAAAGCAAUGUAACAGGCUGUGCAUUUUUACAUUAUGGGUUCAUUACUCUUGGUAAUCAAACAAAACAAUUAACCUAUACGUGACCGGAAGUAAAACACAUGUUUGCAAAGGCAUACGGUAUUCAGUGUCCAAUGAUCUAAUUACAGUCUAAUUCAGAACUAUGCAUACCGGUACUAAUAUUUAAUCAUUACUGACCAAAGUGGCCAUUUGGGUUUACAAAACAGUCUAGAAGACGAUAGCACGAUGAUAUCGCAAAUCUAGAAAAGAACAUUCCAUUCUGGGUGCCAAAAGUCAUUGUAAACAUUGUGGUGAUUUUUGUUACUUUUGUUUUGGGUAAUACUGUAGUAGAAAAGUUGAUUGUUUAAAUAUGUUUCACGUUGUUAAUGCUAACAUUGGUACACUGGAUUUUUAACAGUGGCUCCCAAAAUGCUGAGACCCAUGAAAAUUAGGAUUAACAAGUGUUCAACAUUAAGUACACGGAUAUGGAUCAUUGGCAUGCAUCAUAAGUUGCAAUUUUAUAAAACUCUGGUGUUGCCAAUUCUGUCUCCAAAUGUUCUAGGACGGUGGCUGUUAGUGGUGGUUUACAACACACUCCAUUUGUGGGACAAAAUGUACUUUGUACAUGUUUAGUAAUACUUGAAAAAAAAGCUUGUUGCAUUGGACAAUAAAUCAGUGAUUUCCCUUAAUAUGUAUUAAAGGCUUUGCUGUUGCCAUUUAUCUGAAACUACAGUUUGUGAUUAGUUCUUCAAAUGUACAGUUGUUCCUUAAUUUUAAAUAAGCCAGUUGAUUUUCAGUUAAAUACAUAGACAUUAAAUACAUAGACUAAGCCCCAUGAAAACAAUCAUCUGAUGUUAACUACUGUGUUCUUGAUAUUGAAAUAAAUAAUCCAGGAUUCAAACCUUAAUCUAGUUAGAGUAAGUUGACAUUGACGCUCCUACCUCCUCAGAAUGAAUAAUCCCUUGGGGGUUGUUUAAAGGUACUUUUUGUGAGUGUUAAGUUUACACAUUGGCAAAUUAUUAUUUCCAAACAAUACAUUA
Molecule: messenger RNA, 2257 nt
Organism: Polyodon spathula (Mississippi paddlefish)
Lineage: Eukaryota; Metazoa; Chordata; Actinopteri; Acipenseriformes; Polyodontidae
Product: coiled-coil domain-containing protein 192-like
Exons: 7
Coding region: 104-1195 (363 amino acids)
Source: RefSeq, a predicted model, not a curated record